Cloeon dipterum is the source of this 1603-nucleotide messenger RNA. RefSeq lists its product as uncharacterized. Bases 20 to 1495 code for a protein of 491 amino acids. The record is from RefSeq and is a predicted model, not a curated record. The transcript has 5 exons. Lineage: Eukaryota; Metazoa; Arthropoda; Insecta; Ephemeroptera; Baetidae. Gene Ontology annotation, molecular function: glycosyltransferase activity. Gene Ontology annotation, cellular component: cytoplasm.
CGAGUGUCGAUAUUCGAGCAUGGACAUCAGCGGUCUGUUUGUAAAAUCGCAGCGAGGGCCCAAUCUCAUUUUUUACGUGCUGUUCAUCGGCAUCACGCUGGUCUUGCUGAAUCUGAAAAUCCUCUUUCUUCGACACUACCUGCGCACGCCGAAACUGAAUCUGGACGACACCAAUAUUUCCACUUCUGACGUGGUACAAAGGGCUGAGAGGUCAAACCCGAACGUUCCGUUCGUUCUCUGGAACCGGAUGGACCCGCGCGACUUCCGCGUGAACACCAGUUGCGCUUUGUACGUCACACCGCUGGAAAUCAGCUUCAACAAUUUGUACUGGCAAGUGCAGCAAACCGUAGAUGCGAAUUUAUAUUUUUUUGGCGCCUACUACGACAUACGCCCUUUGGAUGGACCAGUUGUGCGCAUCUUGGCGACGGUUGACUCGCGCCAGGCAGAGAAGAAAUCGCUUUUCUGCCAGAUUUGGUUUGUUGAGACCACGCCGUCUUUUAGCCAGGUGUCCUUUCAUUACCUUGGAAAUGAAAAUUGGGUUGGCAAGGACGUGAGAAUGCAGCCGUACAUGCUAACAUGCAAGUUACCAGCAAAUGGAGAGAUUCCGAAAUCAGUUUCGAUUGUGGCAGACCGUUGUGACAAUGCGACAAAUAACUUGAAGGUCAUCUACAACCAAUUGCCUCGAGAAGAGAAGAAAAAGGCAUUUGCAGUUUGCGCUAAAACGCUAUUUUUCGAAAAUAGAGAUGAAAGUUUCCCGACGAGACUGGUCCAGUGGAUGGAAAUGCUCAGGAUUCUUGGGGCGAGCAAUAUCUCUUUUUACACGUUCCAGGUUGGUGAAGACGUGAAGAGAGUGUUGAAUUAUUACCAGGACACCGGAUUUGCUAUUAUUUUCCCUAUCACAAUGCCAGGGUCCAUCGUGAACGUUCCUGAGCUGCUCGAGAUUUACCUGCGGAAGCACCAGCGAGAACGAGAGGCCCAGCAAUUAAUUCACUACAACGACUGUCUCUACAGAAACAUGUAUUUGUUCGACUACAUCGUACCCUUGGACGUCGAAGAAUUAAUCGUCCCUGUCAGCACAAACUCUUGGCACGAGUUGUUUGCUCUGAAAACGAUUUCGGACGCAUCGAAUAAAUCUUCAGCGUUUUUAACUCACAAUAAGAACGUCCUGUACCUUUUAGAAGAAAAAAAUGCAUCAAAUGAGUCUCUUCGGGAUUUUCCACGGCUGCGGAAUGAGGAACGCAAUGCCAUGGCUGAGUUUAAAUCCUUCCAAAACACGAAGAAAGUUGUUCUGAUGCGCGAACAGGAACCCAAAGAGUGCUUCGGUGCUUGUGAAAUGUACGUUUUCCGACCGGAAGAAGCGCGACUGCAGCGGUACAAAAGGAGCCUCUCCAGCAAGGCAAAUAAUGUGAAGACCGACAAAACACUUGGGAAGUUUAAACAUGAGCUGAUCGAGAACACGAACAAAGUGUUGAAAAAUGUUGGUUUCAGCCCUUGAAAUUAUUUUCUUGUCAAAUGAUUUGAUUAAAGCCACUGGAGAGAGAGAUUUUUAACUUGGAAAUUAAACCGAAAUGUAGUCUUAAGCAGCAAAUAAAUGUGUUUAUCA